This is a messenger RNA of Pelodiscus sinensis (Chinese soft-shelled turtle), 2147 nucleotides long. The record is from RefSeq and is a predicted model, not a curated record. NCBI's taxonomy places the organism in Eukaryota, Metazoa, Chordata, Testudines, Trionychidae.
GGGCAGCCUGCACACUGAGCCCCCAGCCCCAGAGCAAUGAUGCAAAUGAAGCACGUACAGCUGCAUUUUGUUUUGCCAGAAACCAACAUUAAUUGAGCUAAGGGCCGGAGCUAUGCCGGGUACUUCUAAUGAGCGAUAAAAGGGAAUUCCACCGACCCCUGGGCCCCUAGAAUGAAGGGUCGGCUUAGUGCCCAGGACUCCUGGGUUCUCUCCUGGUCACUGCCGAGGUCAAGUUGCUUCCCACAGCACCAUCAGCGCAAGCCGGUGAACCGCCCCCAGUACAAUGUGCCGGGUGGGCUGGGAACUUAGGUGGCAGAGUGUUACUUUCCCACCACCACUAGGGGUCGCUCCGGUGCACUGCCCAGCAGCCCAGGAGCACAAAAAGGCCAAGUUAAAGGGCAAGCAAGCGCCCAAUCCCCUAACUCCGUCUCCCCUCCCCCACUCAGGCUAUUCGAGACCCACCCCGAGUGCAAAGAUGCUUUCUUCCUCUUCCGGGACAUUGAGGACCUGCAGCAGCUCAAGAUGAGCAAGGAGCUGCAAGCCCACGGCCUCAGGGUGAUGUCCUUCAUCGAGAAAAGCGUGGCCCGGCUGGACCAAGAGGACAAGCUGGAACACCUGGCCUUCGAGCUCGGCAGGAAUCACUACAGAUACAGUGCCCCUCCCAAGUACUAUGAGUACGUUGGCGUCCAGUUCAUCAGCGCGGUGCAGCCCAUCCUCAAGGAGCGGUGGACACCGGAGCUGCAGGAGGCAUGGCAGAGUCUGUUCAAGUACCUGACGGCCACGAUGGAGCAGGGGUACUACGCGGAAGAGGAGAAAUCGGGCAGCAGGAAAUCCCUUGCCUUGCGGAAGCCUGGGACUGGAUCCUUCCUGAACAGCAUCUAGGCUGGAGAGCAGACAGGGUAGCUGAGCAGAGCAGGCUUGCUGUGGUAGUCCCAUAGGACCUCUCCCUCCGCCUCCCCCUGUGAACAAGGAACUGCCCUCACCUAUUUCUUUCACGGGCUGUCAGGCCAGCUGAUCCAUGCACAGAGCCUGGAUUUUUACUGUCCCACUGGCUGGAGGCCCCAUAGCUGGAGGCCUCCUCAGGUCUCCGCAGCAGGUAGCGGCAGUAAACAGUCCUUGAACCCCUUCCACUUUGGGCAUAGGCAGUGCAGGGUCAGCCUCCUGGAAGGCAAAAAGCUUCCUGGGGCUGAGAACCAGGCUCGGCUUUAGAGACCAGCAGGAGGGCCUUGAUUGAAAGGUAUGGACUGCUAUCUGCCGGGCCCACCUAGAGCAGCAGGGGAGAAGAGUUUGCAGGGUGGCAAAGUUAAAGGUCACCCCCAAAGGGCAAUGAAAUUGAGAUGGGGAGGCAGCCGCCUCCUGUUUUGCUUCUUUACCAUGGAUCAGGACACCCUGAGAAACCGAACUCAUGGGCAGACCAAUGCUUUCUCGCAAGCUGGUUAAUGGUCUGCUACUGCUGCCGGUGGAGGGAGUGACUCUGUUACCUUGAGUGGCAGAGGCCUGUGCGAGGCAUAAGGCUCAAGAGACAGAGGGAGGGAGCACAAGGAAGCAGGGAGGCGAUGGGAGCUGGCCUUGCGCAGGUCUAAAGUGGGAACCGGGGGAGGCCGUGGCAGUCUGUGAAUAUUGGGGGAGGGGUACGAGAACAGAAGUAGCCCCGCCCUGCGAUUAAAGCGCUCGCAGGGGUUCACUCCCCACCUCUGCUGCGAUCCUGGGCAAGUUCCUCCAUCUUUCUAGGCCUGGGUCCUUCCCAAUCUGUACAGUAAGGGCGGCUUUGUCCUGUCAGACUGCAGGGGCAGGGCCGGGCCCUGAGCUCAGUCUGUGGUGCCUGUACAGCUCGCUUUACAGUAGAGACCCUGACCUUGCAGCCUGCCCUGCAGGACUCUGCGGAGAACUAGCCCUGGUGCUAGUCUAGGGACAAAAACUGCAACAAUUUGAACCCCCCCUCCAAUUCGGAGGCAGCAAAGUACAGAGGAGGGGCUGUUGGGAAUCAGAGACUCACAGAACACGACAACUGGAAGGGACCUCGCAAGCUCAUCAAGUCCAGUCCCCUGCCCCCGUGGCAGGACCAAGCACCAUCUAGACCCUCCUGAUAGAUGUCUGUGUGACCUGCUCUUAAAUCUCUCCAGUGAUGGAGAUUCCACAGCCUCCCU